Messenger RNA from Penicillium roqueforti, 1407 nucleotides. RefSeq lists its product as uncharacterized. The record is from RefSeq and is a predicted model, not a curated record. The coding region runs from base 1 to 1407 and encodes 468 amino acids. The transcript has 2 exons. NCBI's taxonomy places the organism in Eukaryota, Fungi, Ascomycota, Eurotiomycetes, Eurotiales, Aspergillaceae.
AUGUCUCCAGACCCUUACUAUGAGACAUUGGAUGCACCCGACGGGACAGCAUUGACGUGGAUCUUUGAUCAUUGCUUGCGUUACGCUGACAGCUACGAAAUUUCCCUUCGUGCUGCAUACGAACUCAAUUGCCACCCGUCGAAGAGCACAAUGACACCUUCAUUUAUUCCUCGAUCACCCUCCAUCUUCCGCGAUACCGUUUGGUCCAAAAAAGGCCACAACUCCAAGUCUUCUGUCGAUGCUCCUUCUUAUGACACUAAUGCCGAAUUCCGUGCCUGUUUGAGCAAGACUGUCGCCGAAGUGCCUUCUCAACCUUGCGCGCUCCCUCCCAGCUUCAUUAUCUCAUUUGUGCGCCGCUGUUUCUGUUUGGAUUUGUCCGAAGUCGACUUUGCCCAGGCUUUGACUGCCCUUGAUUACAUCAGAACCCUCCAAAAUCGCUGGAAAAAGGAGAUUGAUGCCGCCUUCAACCGACUCAACGUAACUUCAGAGGAUGCAAGGGACCCUGAGCACUCGGAGGUGGCUCGCAAUUAUCCUAACUUGUUGACCUGGUACGAAAACAUCAGCAACAAGGCACGCACGAUCGAUUUUCUGUACACUCAAGUCUAUAUCGGCCUGCGUCGCUGGGUUCUUGUCAAUCAGAUGAUGCUCGAGCCAUUCGACAAAGCCAACUGCCUUGCUCUUCUUAACACUCUACUCCCACCUGUCCACCGAGACAGCUCUACCCCAACACAGCAGUUGUCGACUGCCACCCUUGGGCUCUAUCGUGAUACCUUUUUCAAAUACAUUACCACCUUUGAGGCUGAUCCUUCAAUCGUGGAACCUAUCAUACAGCAAGGCGCUGCACCCGGUGAUGAGAAUGGAUGGCCUGCAUUGCAUGCCACCAUUGAGCGAUACAUGAACGCAGCCCUCGAGAUGAUCGACGAAUGUGUCUUGAUCAACGAGCCUUGUCAAAUUACCAAGUCUGGCGUGCAGCGCCGCACCGAUUCGGGUAUCAGCUUCGGCGUCGAUUUCGGUCCCUGUCCUACUAUUUCGCACUCUUCAGACACCGAAAAGCCCCUGCCUCAUUUCCCGGAACCGACCAUAGGCACUAGCAAGCAUGGUUCGUUCCUGGAACGAUUUUCCUCCCUGUCAGCAUGGGGCAAGAAGAAGGAUCCCAAGAAGGAGCAGCAGAAGGAGUUUGCGCGCAGUCUGAAGAAGAUGCAAUCCCUCGGAAAACUCACUAGUCCGACUAGCAGCGCCAAGAGCAGCACUAAGAGCAUCAAGAGUGUCAAGACACCACCAAAGUUCAAGGCAAAUAUAUCUUUCGAUUUGACCGAAGACAAGCGCCGGCGUUUGAUUGAUGAAGCCCAAGCUCGCAAGGCAGUCGGCGCUACCGAGGCGGCCGAAAGCAUCGGCCAGGCCACUUAA